Messenger RNA from Physella acuta, 7861 nucleotides. RefSeq lists its product as uncharacterized. Gene Ontology annotation, molecular function: protein binding. Gene Ontology annotation, biological process: negative regulation of cilium assembly. Lineage: Eukaryota; Metazoa; Mollusca; Gastropoda; Physidae. Gene Ontology annotation, cellular component: centrosome. The record is from RefSeq and is a predicted model, not a curated record.
AUAUGGCCGAUCGCGAAGAAAAUAAAAUAGAGAUGACGGACAUUGAAGACAGUGAACCAGAGGAAGGCGAUGCCGAGGUGCUGGAUCUUGGAGGCCAAAACUUAACAUCUAUUCAAUUGCCAGAAGGGGCUGUGCCAAAAACUUUGAUUUUGGACAACAACAACUUAAGUAAACUUGAUGGCUUAGAACAGUGUUGUGGACUUACUCAGCUUUCUGCAGUGAACAAUCACAUUGUGAGGAUGUCAGGCCUCCAUAAACUCCAGUCACUUACUGUCUUGAGUCUGUCUGGUAACAGUAUUGUGGCCAUUGAAGAUUUACAGACACUGACUGAGCUAAUGUGGCUUGACUUAUCCUCUAAUUCUAUUAAGAUGAUCGAACAUUUACCCAAGGGAGGGAAGCUUCACUACUUAGAUUUAUCUGGUAAUGACAUCAAUCACAUAUCAGAUCUCAGCAGCUUUGCUCAGCUAAAGACCUUACUGUUGCAUGGCAAUGACAUCUCAUCGCUGAAGCCAGCAGCCACUUGUCUCCCUCCCAGUCUGACAAUACUUUCCCUAGCAGGAAACAGCAUUUAUGAUUUAAAUGAGAUUAGUUACCUGACUGGCUUAUCACACCUGCAACAACUGUCCAUUGCUGAUAAUCCAUGUGUGCUAAUGACAGAAAAUAACAAAUAUCCUUUAGCCUAUCCUACUAUUAUUAAAUAUUUUUACUUAACUGUGACUACAAAAUUUGAUUAUUAUCCAUUUAUUUGGAACUGGUGUCCUGCAGUGGAGAUUGUUGAUGGCUUUAUUUUGACAGAGAAAGAAAAAUUGUUGGGAGAAUGGCUGUACAGUCAGGGCAAAGGUCGUCACUUCCACCCUGGUGAGCACUCACAGCUGGUGGAAUAUCUGGUCAGCAUUUGUCCACUGACAGAGACAGAAGAGCUGUGUGCCAAGGAAGACAGUAAACUGAGCCAAAUCCUGAGCCAGCAGCGACUGUAUCAGCAGCAAGUCCACCAGCAGCCAGCCAACAACAGACAUGAUGUCCACCCACACAGACACGAGGUCCACCCACACAGGCACGAUGUCCAGUCUGACCACAGUCCACUGUCCAGUCCUGGUGCUGGCUGCUCACACAACAACCUACAGGAUGCUGAUGAGGAUAGUUCAGACAAGACCUCACCUCCCAGUGACCUGCACACUGUAGACUUGAACAAGCCAGCCAGAACUGUUUGGGCCAAGCCUGUUGACUCAAGUGUUCUCUCCCAUGUCAAGAAACAGAUAGCUCACACAAAUGAUCUCAUGCUUCAAGAUGUAUCAUCAGAAUAUGAUGCCAGAAGCAGCAUAAGCCUACUGGAGUCUGAUUCUGUCUACCUGCCCUUUGACUCGCCUGCUAGUCCAGUGCCUGCCCACAGACCUUUCACUGCCCCAGAGAAACUAACAGAGCAGCCGCCCAGGAAGCCAGUACCUCCCAGUGUAUCCCAGUUCCCAGACACCCACCUACCCCGUCCCUUCACCGCAGCCGACGCCAGACAUCGUAUGUUCACCAAACACGACUCAGCAGAUCAAAGACCCAUUCGACCCUCUAAACAAAACUUUAAGCCCGCAUUUGAAGUAGCUCGACCUUUGACCUCAAGUUCAGAGCCAUCAGUUCGCACCCACAAGGACGCUGCGCCGCCAACCGCCCUGAGCCAGGACUACGAGUCCAGCAGCGAACAAACUGCCAGUGAGUCUGAGACCAUUUCUUCCAAAUCUGCCGGCCCUUCAUUCCAGGCUGCCCCCAAAGACAAGCUCAGCCACAUCAAAUCAAUCGCAGGCAGUAAAAAAGCUGGCAUUCAACCCAAUGGAUACAACAUUCAAGAAAAGACUUUGGCUGCUCAGAGGCUGAGGAAACCACCUGCGUCUAACCAUGUGUCCGCAUCUAGUCUUGCCACUAAAGCUUUAAAACAGCACAGUGCAUUGAAACUGAACACAGCUAAAGAGGGCUUUAAACCUCACUCACCUGCAACAGGUAACAGGAACAAUUCUCAAACCCUGGACAGGUCGAGGAAGGAGGAGCCAAGCAUUAUGGGCAGCCCAUCUGGCUAUGACAGCAAGCAGGUCAAAGGUCAGCUCAAUCUCCACAGGAUGGAGUUAAAAAAAGAUGUCAGAACACAUGAGAAGCUACAGCUGGAAAACAAGUCUUACACAGGCACCACAGAGGGCACUCAUCUUAGAGAAACCAGAGCAGCUGUGUGCAUACAGUCCUACUGGAGAGGGUACUGGGCCAGAGAACACAAUGCCAAUGUCAUGUCCAUUAGGAAGGAGAUCCGGGCCCGCAGAGCAGAAGAUCAUAUCAUGUUGUUGAGGAAAGAUUUGGAAAGGAAUCAAAAGCUGUAUGAAGAGGAGAAAAGGCUUAGAAUCCUGCAAAUGGAGGCAAUCAAACUUUUAUAUCAUGAGGUCCAGGUCCUCAAGUCUCACAGCAUGACCUCCAGCAAAGAGCUGAGCAGCACAGAUGGCUGCAGCAAUACCUCCAGCCAUGCCAACACCUUCAGCCCCAUGACCACAGGUGUGUCCAGCGUCUCAGCCCCAGCACCCAGUGGCUACAGUGAACUGAACAGGACACAUGAGCUAGAGAGGACUUGUCUCAGUCUCCAGGCACAGGUGUCUCAGCUACAAGAGGCUCUAUUGUCUGUGUCCUCGGCUGUCUUCAAACCAAACAGUUUGGACGGUGCCAGCUUUGAUCUCACUGACCACUCAGAUGCUGUGCAGGUGACUUCAUAUGUCAACAAUGACUUGCACAGACAGAGGCAUUCAUCAGAUGAUUCCUGUCACUGGGGCUGCAUUCCCCACUCUCUGUCCCCUUAUAUAUCAGAAGAGGAGGAGAGCUACUAUCUACGAGUCCCCACCCCAGGGGCUCCCACCCCACCACGAUGUCUUCAAAUGCAGCACCACAGCCCCACAGCCCUGUGGCUGACGUGGCAGGCCUCGUCUUGUAUCGGCAGGACAUGGGAGGAGGAGGAGGGGAACAAGCACAUCAUUGGUUACAGAAUCUAUGUCAAUGAUAAAUUAAAAGCUUUUAUAAGCCAUUCAACAUCUGCACUAGUUGAAGGUUUAAAUCCUACAACAACUUAUAAGCUGUAUGUAAAGGCCUUGUCUGGGCUGGGAGAGUCCUAUGAAUCAAAUAUUCUGAUGGCCAAACUAGCCAUGGGACCAGAGAGACUGAAGGACAAUGUCAGCAGUGGCACUGACGUGUCACAUGACAGUGACAAAGACCUGGAUUCCACUGAGCCCAAACUGACAAAACACAGAAAAAUUCGCAAGUCUCCUCGCUCGGAGAAGAAGAGUGUAUCUAAGUCAUAUAGGCAGAGAACUUCAGAUAUGUCAGGAGCUUCGCUAAAUUUGAACAGCAACAAUUCUGCUGCGGAUGCCAUCUUCACUCACCCAAAACUGUACAAACAUCGCAAACCCAGGAGCAAAGACCUCCACCAUGAGGACCACAGUGACACCAGCUUUAAAGAGACAAGUCCUACUCCAGGCAUGGAGGAAAGAAAAUCACCAAACUCUGCUAAGAGAGAAGCUUUGAGAAAACUGCACCAACCUGUAUCAUUUGAAAUCCCUAAAAAGAAUGAACAGGAGUGUUCUGAACUUAAACAGUCCAACAAGAAGGACUCUCCUAGGAAUAAGGAAUCUCCAGCCAGUGGCUCAAGUAAACCUGAGUCUCCUGCUCAUAACAAAAGAAAAGAAGAAGCUGCCAGAGUUUCUCCUGGUGGCUCACCAUCCUGCGGUUCUGAGGGGGAGCACACGUUGAAGUGUGAGCCCAAACUGGAACCUGAGCCCAAGCUGGAACCUGACGCAGCAACUUUAAAACUCUCCCCCAGUGCGGGCAGGAGCCAGUCGUCCAGCAUGUCAGGGACAUUUACUGUAGAUAAAGCCAACUCGUUCCUGGAAAGUCUAAACGCCAUCACAGUGUCAGCACUGGCCAGCUCCAACCUUGGGAGUCCCACAAGUGGAAGUAGAGGACAUCGGAGAACACGGAGCAGGGACUACCAGACCACAGAGAAGGCUGCGGAGGUCAGCACUGAGGUGGAUCUGAUGACAGAAGAAUCUAGAAGGUUAGGUAAGGACAAGGUUGAGGGCAGUGAUGGCUCCACAGGGGAGGAUUUGUUGUCUAAAAUUAGAAGUCACAGGAGGAAGCGCAGCAAGGAGAUGGCAGCGCAGGUUUCAGAAUGGAGAAAGGAGGAAAUGUUGGGGGAGGGAGGCGAGGAAAAGCUGGACAGUGUAGCAGAGAGUCAGGCCAACAGGCAUGAAGACGAUGCUGGCCACUUACCUGACCCUGUCCACCUGUCAAACAGGCCUGUCAUUGAUGGGCGUCACAGGCACUCGUCAGGCAGCCGUCCCAACAGCCCUGUUGUUGCUGUGGUGACUGGGGAGGACAAGCCUCGCCUGACUGUGGCUGAGCAGAUGCUGAACAAGCUGCGAGAAUCUGCUCGCAGUGAGGAGAGCUCUAAGCUGGAUGUGAACCGCAGGUCCUCCAGCAUUGAGUCCAUCUCCAGCGCCACCCGCGGGGACACGUCCAGGAGGUCGCCCAGUGUUGACUCUCUGCCUGAAAGUAUUAAAGAGGACAGUGAAGCAAAUCCUGAUGGCAAACAGGGCAAUCUCCCAUCUGGCAUUCGCUUGGGCCAUUCCAGAGACCCUGCUAGGGGAGGGGGCGGAGAUUCUUUCCAGACUAGGUCAGCAAGGGAGACAAACUCAAUGGUAUCAAAACUCCUGCUCAAGCUGGAGAGCAUCACCCAGCAGAAGAACCCGCCAUCUAAGAAAGAGCAGCUAGUUACAAAGAAAUCCAACCCUGAAGAGAGAGACCAUGACACAGGUUCUAAGCCCCCCUCUGAUGAUGAGAGGAAGACUGGGCGCAGGUCGCGUAACUUGAGUGAGAGCGACGCAGAGGGCGGACCACAGCUGCCUCCUAGGGCACCCAGUGAGAGCUCAUCAGGCAGUCACUCUGACGACAACAGGCAGUCGCGACGUACUCACAGAAGAACUCCAUCGGACCACUGGCCAGCCCCACCUUUGGAGUGUGAUCCUACCCGCCCUACACACAGCCCAAUCAUUAUGGAAGGAAACAGCAAAAAAUCUGGCUCAAGUGUGAGGAGGAACCAGUCAUUUCAUGGCAUUCUCCCCUCCAAACACCAGGACACUAAAACCACCCCUCCAUCUAAUGAGGAAUCAUCAUCAAAAACAGAAGAGCAGAGUGCAGUCCCAUAUGAUGUGCCAGUUCGCUCCAAGUCCCACCUGAGAUCCCGUACCCCCAGCCCAGUAGGGAGCAGGACCCCAGUCUUGAGUGCAGCACAGCUGAAGAAACAGUCAGACAGUGGAAAAUCUCUCACAAAUCAUCCCAGCAAAAGUUAAACACAGAUCAUAUUUACAUUGCUCAUCUGUUGUUGUUUUUUAAAAAUCUUACUUUAAAAGAAAAAUUCUUUGUGAUUAAAUUGUUUAAUAAGGUAUCACUGAGCUAGUUUAAAAAGGUGAAGCUUGGUUUUUAUAAAGUGUAACAUUGUACGCUCUGCUAGUCACCACCAUUGUAUUGCUAUCUAAUAUUUAUCCAUUGUGGUUACAGUUUAAUUUCAUUUAAAAAACAAUCAAAAUGAAUCAUUUUAAUUACUUCUGAUGUUAUAGAAAAACUUUUUCUCCAAUCUACUGGCAGGCCAACACCUUUAAAAUUUGUUUCUUUACAAUUUUACUUAGAACAUUUAGACAAGGGUAUCACGGAUUUUCUCCACUCAUUAUAGUUUUUUUUUAAAUAAUUAUCUGCUAUUACCUUCUACCUAUAGUUUUCUUUCAACCAAUUCUGUGUCAUUAUGCACCUUCAUUCAACUUUAACCACCAAGAAAAUUUGAACAUGCAGCCGUACCUAUUUUUUAAUUUUCAUUUUUAAAUUCAGUCCGAAGAAUUUUCAUGUGACGUUUGAUAUUAUUUGUUUUUCAUUAUUUUUCUCCACUGCCAAACAUCUGCAGUAUUUGAAGUUUUUAUGCCUACAUCAUCCAUGGUUAUGAUGUUACCAUCCAUGCAUUUCAUAUUGUCUCUUCUAAAAUAGCAUCUUUAACCACAGUAUUUCCCUCAUGGCAUUUGGCUUGAGUCCAUCUGUAGAGUAUUAACAGGUAUACACCCACAUUUAUGAAAAACACUCACUGGAACUGUUUCAUCCUUGUGUUUGAUUAAAACUUUGUGUCCUGAUUUUCAAUUAUUCUAACAUGUAAAUGGUUCAGUGAUGAUUUUAAGCAUUGUAUGUUGUGCUGUAUGGUUCAAUGAUUUAUAUAAACAUUGUAUGUCAUUUCAGUUCCCAUGUGACAACUGGCUUUUGGCCUUGAGCCUUGGCCAUACAUAAUAAAAAUACUAUAUAUUUAGUAUCGUUGUGAGUCAUACGUGUACAGUUUUAACUGUCAAACCCCCUUCCCAUAACCAUCAUUGUAAUGAAAAUUAACAUCAAUUUAAUGAUCAAAACCACAUAAUAUAUGCUACAUCAUAUUUCAUACCAUACCCUUACCAUACCAUCAUUAGACACCAACACCAUAUCAUAUAUGUAAUACAGAGACUGUAUAAACAAUGUCUACAAAUUAUGCAUGGCGUUUGUAAUGUACCAGGACUACUCAUGUUACAAACUGAAUUGUUGAGUUCAAGACUUAUCAGAUUUUUGUCUGGACUAACUUAGCUUAACGUCACAAUAAAUUGUACUAGUGACACAAGUAUCAUCUUAAUGUACACUAAAUUAAUUGUGAAAAGUUCAUUAGAAAAUGCCACUUUUAUCUUGUUAGAAAUGCAUGUCGUCCGUGUUUUGAUGAAGUUAUUUAUAGUUUAAAUACUUGUUUCUAUUUUUCACUCCAUCAAUUGUAUUGUGUGCAAUUUUCAAGACAUCUAGCUAAUAUAUAUAGACUACUUCAUUUUCAUUUUGUUGGCAUUAUAAAAACUGCAUUGAUACUAGAAAUUGUAGAAAAUAGAGUAACUGUCCAUUAUUGUGUAAACUUUGUUGUGGGAUUUUCUAUAUUUUAUAUAAGAAACUGUGUUAUUUCUCCUUCUUUUGGUGCACUAUAAAUUGAGCUUUCUGUCAUACUUCAUACUUAUUUAACAAGUAGAUAUUUUGUUUAAUUUUCAUAUUGUUCUGAUCCUGUUACAAAAAUGCAUUACCUAAUGAACCCCAUUUUUUGUAAAUAUUUUUUACUCCAUUUCUCAUCUUCAAAAUGUCAAGUUGGUUAUUUUCUUUUUUUUCUUGAUCAGUAUGUCUAUAUUGUUAUGUAAAUAAUUGCCUGUGAUGUUCAACGUUUUAACUACUGUAACUGGAAAUUAUUUCUAUUGAAAUAAAUUCAAAAGAAAAUGUUAAAGUCUACGAGUGAAUGAAACUAUUCAGGUUGUUGUCUCUAAAACUUCAACACUAGACAUGUACUACAGCACUACCAAUGAUUACUGAUCACAUACCAGAGCAGAUAAUCUUGUCCAGAUAAAUACUUGCCUUACUUAAUAUUUGAGGAGUUAUCUAUUCACAGCUUUAGAUAUGACAAUCUAACAAGUGGUGUUGUUUUAAGAUAAAAGUUAUUCCUAUAAGAAUCUAGUCCCAUCAAUUGACUUUCCAGUAGCAAGGUAUAAAUUGCCUCUAUACAUUUACUGUUCACAUUUGGUUUGAGAUACCAAAGUAGUGGCAAGACUAAAAUGAAUGGCAAUGUUAGUUACUUAAAACAAAAUUAUUAUGCAAAAAAUCAACAAUCAUAUAUCACCUCCUCUGAUUUCUUUACAGAGUAUUUGUGUAUUAUGCUUGUAUUGAUUUAUCAUAGAACCAAACUGAUGAGAUAGACUUAUUUGCAUACAAGUUAGCAUUCACACAGAAAUGGACUAAUCUCACUGCAUUUUUAAAGCCA